AACUGUAUCGGGGCGAUGGAUGGCAAACAUGUUGCUAUUACAAAACCCCCUGGAACAGGAUCUUUCUACUUCAAUUAUAAAAAAUUCUUUUCAAUAGUUUUAAUGGCUGUCGUAAAUGCAAAUUACGAGUUUUUAAUGGUAGAUGUUGGCAAAAACGGACGCGCUUCAGAUGCUGGAAUUUUUAGGGAUUCACUUUUUCUGAUGAGUUUGAAGAACAACGAGCUCAAAAUACCGUCUAAAGAGUGUCCUCCAGGUUGCGAUACUGCAUUACCCUAUGUUUUUGUCGCAGAUGACGCGUUCCCUUUAACUGAAAAUAUAAUGAAGCCGUUCAGCCAUACUUCGAUGAUAAAAGAUGAAAUAAUAUUCAAUUACCGACUGUCACUUGCGCGGGGCGUAGUUGAAAAUACAUUUGGAAUUCUUUCAUCAAGAUUCAGAAUUUUGUUAAAAACUAUUAAUUUGUCAGCCGAAAAAACAACAAUCCCCACUUGUUGCCACUUACAUAAUUUUUUAAGAAAAAAAAAGACCAAGUAUACGCCAACAGUAAUCUUGCAGGUAUAA
Molecule: messenger RNA, 558 nt
Organism: Bactrocera tryoni
Lineage: Eukaryota; Metazoa; Arthropoda; Insecta; Diptera; Tephritidae
Product: putative nuclease HARBI1
Exons: 1
Source: RefSeq, a predicted model, not a curated record